Molecule: messenger RNA, 1308 nt
Organism: Drosophila elegans
Lineage: Eukaryota; Metazoa; Arthropoda; Insecta; Diptera; Drosophilidae
Product: mitochondrial 2-oxodicarboxylate carrier
Exons: 2
Coding region: 208-1128 (306 amino acids)
Source: RefSeq, a predicted model, not a curated record
CAGUGCGAAUUGCGUUCUCGAGGCGUGCGGUGGCGGUUCGUUCACCAGUAGUUCUCUGGCUCUGCCAAAUUUAUUUACCUCCAAUUGUUCGUUGUGGUGCUGCUGCUGAUUGUCGAAACUUCCCUCCGUGAAGUGACUCGAUAGUCCCAGCUUCCUGCUGGAGCCCUGCUAAUUUCGCCCAGUCAACCGGACAGAGAAGUCGCAAGGAUGGCCGCCCAACCGCAGGAAAUUUCGCAUGCUAAGCGCGCCGCCUUCCAGGUUUUGGCCGGCGGUUCAGCCGGUUUCCUGGAGGUCUGCAUCAUGCAGCCCCUCGACGUGGUCAAGACCCGCAUCCAGAUCCAGGCCACGCCGGUGGCCAGUUCCACGGCUCUGGGUGAGUUGCACUACAAUGGCGUGUUCGACUGCUUUGCCAAGAUGUACCGCCAUGAGGGCAUUACGUCCUAUUGGAAGGGCAUUAUGCCGCCGAUCCUGGCGGAGACGCCCAAGCGGGCGAUCAAGUUCCUGGUGUUCGAGCAGACGAAGCCGCUCUUCCAGUUUGGCUCGCCCACGCCCACGCCGCUGACCUUUUCGCUGGCGGGACUGACGGCCGGCACUCUGGAGGCCAUUGCCGUGAAUCCCUUCGAGGUGGUCAAGGUGGCCCAGCAGGCGGACAGGCAGAAGAAGAUGCUCAGCACGUUCGCGGUGGCCAAGGGCAUCAUCAAACAGGACGGACUGGGCUUCCGGGGCCUCAACAAGGGCAUCACGGCCACCAUGGGACGGAAUGGUGUGUUCAACAUGGUGUACUUUGGGUUCUACCACAGCGUGAAGAACGUGGUGCCCGAGUACAAGGAGAGUCAUUUGGAGUUCCUGCGCAAGGUGACCAUCGGUUUCCUAGCCGGCACGCUGGCCUGCUUCGUCAACAUCCCCUUCGAUGUGGCCAAGUCGCGCAUCCAGGGCCCGCAGCCUGUAGCCGGGCAGAUCAAAUACCGCGGCACGCUCAGCUCCAUGGGCAUUGUGUACCGCGAGGAGGGAUUCCGGGCUCUGUACAAGGGACUUGUGCCCAAGAUUAUGCGCCUUGGCCCAGGCGGAGCCAUCCUGCUGCUGGUCUUCGAGUACUCCUACGACUACCUGCUGCACAACUACUCCUAGUUGGCCAAAUCCCCGAUAUCCCCCCCCCAUCUAGAUAUUAAGGUGCACCCGCCUGUUCUAUUUUUUUGUACUUGUAUAUUCAUAGGUAGUCGAGAUGGAGUAGCAUAUUAACGCUAGACUUGCGAUUGUGAUUCGUUGAUAAAUGUGAAAAUAAAAUACGUUUUGUAAAUCUUUCCCUAA